AUGUCUUUCCAAGGCAAGAAGAGCAUCCCCCGGAUCACGAGUGACCGCCUUCUGAUCAGAGGUGGGAAGAUUGUGAAUGACGACCAGUCAUUUUAUGCUGAUUUGUACGUGGAAGAUGGUUUGAUAAAACAAAUUGGGGAAAACCUCAUUGUCCCUGGGGGCAUCAGAACUAUUGAUGCCCAUGGCCUGAUGGUCCUGCCAGGUGGAAUUGACGUCCACACACGGCUGCAGAUGCCCGCACUGGGCAUGACCCCGGCGGACGACUUCUUCCAGGGCACCAAGGCAGCCUUAGCCGGAGGGACCACCAUGAUAUUGGACCACGUGUUCCCAGACACGGGCGUGAGCCUGCUGGCGGCCUACGAGCAGUGGCGGGAGCGGGCAGACAGCACGGCUUGCUGUGACUACUCCCUGCACGUGGACAUUGCCCGCUGGCACGAGAGCAUCAAGGAGGAGCUGGAGGCCCUGGUCAAGGACAAGGGCGUGAACUCCUUCUUGGUCUUCAUGGCAUACAAGGACAGGUGUCAGUGCACCGAUGGCCAGAUGUACGAGAUUUUCAGCAUCAUCCGAGACCUGGGGGCCCUGGCCCUUGUGCACGCAGAGAACGGGGACAUUGUUGAGGAGGAGCAGAGGCGGGUGCUGGAGCUCGGCAUCACAGGGCCGGAGGGCCACGUACUCAGCCGCCCUGAGGAGGUGGAGGCCGAGGCUGCCUACCGUGCAGUCACCAUCGCCAAGCAGGCCAACUGUCCGCUGUAUGUCACCAAGGUGAUGAGCAAGGGUGCCGCAGACGUGGUCGCCCAGGCCAAGCGGCGAGGGAUUGUCGUGUUUGGAGAGCCUGUCACUGCCAGCCUGGGCACCGACGGAUCCCACUACUGGAGCAAGAACUGGGCGAAAGCUGCAGCCUUCGUCACCUCGCCCCCCAUCAGCCCAGACCCCAGCACCCCAGACUACCUCACAGCCCUGCUAUCCAGUGGGGACCUCCAAGUCACAGGCAGUGCCCACUGCACGUUCAGCACGGCCCAGAAGGCUGUCGGCAAGGACAACUUCACGCUGAUCCCCGAGGGCACCAACGGUGUGGAGGAACGCAUGGCUGUGGUCUGGGAGCGAUGCGUGGCCUCGGGGAAGAUGGAUGAGAAUGAGUUUGUUGCGGUGACCAGUACAAACGCAGCCAAAGUCUUCAAUCUUUACCCAAGGAAGGGCCGAGUGGCUGUGGGUUCUGAUGCUGACCUGGUUAUAUGGAAUCCCAAGACCACCAGGAUCAUCUCUGCCAAGAGCCACAACCUGAACGUGGAGUACAACAUUUUUGAAGGCAUCGAGUGCCGAGGGGCCCCCACAGUGGUCAUUAGUCAGGGCCGGGUUGUGCUGGAGGACGGGAACCUGUUUGUCACCCCUGGGGCCGGCCGCUUCAUUCCCCGGAAGACGUUCCCUGACUUUGUCUACAAGAGGAUAAAGGCGCGGAACAGGCUUGCAGAGAUCCAUGGUGUGCCCCGGGGCCUCUAUGACGGGCUGGCCCAUGAGGUGAUGGUGCCUGCCAAGGCCACAAGUGGUACUCCCGCCCGUGCCUCCUGCCCAGGCAAGAUCUCUGUGCCACCUGUGCGCAACCUGCACCAGUCAGGGUUCAGCCUCUCCGGGUCUCAGGCUGAUGACCACAUUGCCAGGCGCACAGCUCAGAAGAUCAUGGCUCCCCCUGGUGGCCGCUCCAACAUCACCUCCCUCUCCUAGACACCUGGCCUCAGAUCCCAGCUCCCUUCCUUAGCCUCUCCCUUUCCUGAAUGGUGCUCGGCCUUGCCUUCCCAUCCCCCAGAGCUCCCCUCUGGGGCCCCUGGUCCUGCCACCCAUGGGGAGCCCCAGCGAGGGGAGGGCUGAACUUGGGAGAUUUCACUGCCAGGGCAAGGAGGCUGAACGCCCAGUGCUAGGUGCCCUUACACUGCUGAGCGUGAAGGUGAGGCUGCAGCCCGAGGGGCAAGGCCACCACCCAAGGGGCAAGGCCACCACCAGAUGCUUCACAGAGUGCAGGGGACAGCUGGUGUGGCUGACAAGGGCUCCAGCUCCAAGCUCGGGAGCCUGGUGAAACUGCGUCCAGGCGACCCUGCCCCCUCCUGGUUUAAGUCACUGGCACCCAUGCCUCAGGCUCCGCCUGUCCCAGAGCCUUCUCAGCCUCCACUCAGGUGGCCCAGGUCCCCCUCGGGCCCAGGGGAGGGAGCAGCUGGCCCCCGGUGCCCAGAGCUGCUGCGACUUCAGGGAUCCACCAGGGCUGCAUGCGGCGAGUUUCCGGAGGACUUUGGCAAGGACUCCUUUGUGUUCAUUCCCAAGGACCAAACCUCAACCUUCUUAGUAGC
Messenger RNA from Loxodonta africana (African savanna elephant), 2336 nucleotides. It is a transcript of the gene DPYSL4, whose product is annotated as dihydropyrimidinase like 4. Gene Ontology annotation, molecular function: hydrolase activity, acting on carbon-nitrogen (but not peptide) bonds. Lineage: Eukaryota; Metazoa; Chordata; Mammalia; Proboscidea; Elephantidae. The transcript is spliced from 14 exons. The record is from RefSeq and is a predicted model, not a curated record. Gene Ontology annotation, cellular component: cytoplasm. Bases 1 to 1719 code for a protein of 572 amino acids.